Messenger RNA from Salvelinus namaycush (lake trout), 1647 nucleotides. RefSeq lists its product as uncharacterized. Bases 340 to 996 code for a protein of 218 amino acids. The record is from RefSeq and is a predicted model, not a curated record. Lineage: Eukaryota; Metazoa; Chordata; Actinopteri; Salmoniformes; Salmonidae. The transcript is spliced from 2 exons.
AUUCAUGUGGGUUAAAAACAGAACUGCUGAAAGCAAAUACAUCCGUAAUAAUUAUUUUACCUGUCCCAUGUUUCAGAUCAGUGCAUUUGAAGCAGAGGAGAGGAAGCCACUGAGGACUAUUGAGAUACACCCACUGAAGGAGGUUAGCUUCAAGACAGAGUUUGUCUCUGUGGGUAGUCUACACUAGCGUCCGACCCAGGACAAGCUCAGAUCAUUCAUUUAUUGUAAGGUGAUUUCUGUGAAGCUGUUUGUCUCAGAGUCUGACUUAACAGGAUAGACCUAAAGUGUCAGCUAAAACUAUCUGGGACUGGACAAAGAAAGGACAGAGAUCCGUUCAAGAUGGUGCGGUCUGUCAGAGAAGAAGGUAGUCAGCUGAGCACCAUACAAGACCUGAAGGACUCUGGCUUCGGCCGUCCUCCUCCCCGACACGGCCUCAAACUCCUUUUCUGGUUCGCCAACGAGUGUGUGGCGUUCAAUCACCACGGCAACAUGCUGGUACAGUGCCACCCUGAGAUGGAAGAGUUCGGCUUCCACUACUUUGGCAACUUCGAGGAGAUUCUCCCAGUUCUAUCGCGAGACCGCAGGGAAAGCUACUUCGAGGUGGGCAACCUGAACACAGAGACCUAUUCCAAAGCCAAGGACCUACCGGACUACGUGAGCCAGGACUACGGGCUUUCCCUGGGCUACCGCCAAUGCAACAAGGACCGCAUCAUCAUCAGGCUGAAGCAGGGGGACGUGACGGCCACCUAUGUCACCGAGCACAAGGAGGAUGGCGGCCGGGGGGAGUUUGACUCCGAACGCACCCACCUUGUAAAUCCGGAUUUGAUCCGCAUCAUCCAGGACCCUGAGCUGGAGCUAGCGACAUUCCUGGACCAGACGGGCUACAUGGGGCUGUCGCUGAGAGAGCGCCUCCUCAGAGCUUUCAUGGUCUUUAUCUUUUGUCUGGUCUUCCUGGUGAUCACUUUUAUCAUUUUGAGCAUCUUAGGGAAGUUGUAGAGAAAGGAUUCUGAUGUUAGCCAUUGUGCAUUAAUAUGUUAAGUCCAUAGGUAAUUUGCCAUAGUGUUUUGAUUGGGUAAGUCAUAUAGCCUAGUAAAUACAACAGUUAUAUUAUUUUAGAAAUGGUAAAAUAGUUAUGUUACAAAUAGUAUAUUAUCAGGCCUAUUUGCAAUAUAUGAUAUAUUAUCUGUUUAAAAACAUGAAUUUACAUGGAUGGAAACUUUCUUUCUGUGAUUAUUUUGAGUAAAAAUCAAAGAAGAAAAGAAGAAGAAAUAUGUCUCUCUCUUGUUAUUUUCUUAAAGCAAACAAUGUAAUCUCUCUUGUUGUUUCAUUAAAGCAAACAAUGUAAUCUCUCUUGUUAUUUUCUUAAAGCAAACAAUGUAAUCUCUCUUGUUGUUUCAUUAAAGCAAACAAUGUAAUCUCUCUUGUUGUUUUCUUAAAGCAAACAAUGUAAUCUCUCUUGUUGUUUUCUUAAAGCAAACAAUGUAAUCUCUCUUGUUGUUUUCUUAUAGCAAAAAAUGUAAUCUCUCUUGUUGUUUUCUUAAAGCAAACAAUGUAAUCUCUCUUGUUGUUUUCUUAAAGCAAACAAUGUAAUCUCUCUUGUUGUUUCAUUAUAGCAAACAAUGUAAUCUCUCUUGUUUCAUUAUUGCA